This is a messenger RNA of Laetiporus sulphureus 93-53, 887 nucleotides long. RefSeq lists its product as uncharacterized. The record is from RefSeq and is a predicted model, not a curated record. The coding region runs from base 237 to 887 and encodes 216 amino acids. NCBI's taxonomy places the organism in Eukaryota, Fungi, Basidiomycota, Agaricomycetes, Polyporales, Laetiporaceae. The transcript is spliced from 9 exons.
CCGGUACGUCUGGAAGAUACCGCUCAGAGCUGGAGGAUGCGCUCGGCAAGCCCGCGAACGUCAGCUUUCAAACUCAUGAGGUCGCGGCGGGACCAGCGGUCUCAGAAUCCCAAGUCUCGCUCUCGCAGGGCUCUCACGUGCAACCACCGCCUCUAGGACCUGUUCGUCAUGUCGAUUCAACUAAUGCGGCAAGAUAUGCGUCUUAUUCGUCCACAGCGCUUGCUUUGCCAUCGAGCAUGUAUUCUGCGGGGGUCUCCCAGCAUGUGCAUCUUCGAGAUGUUCCGGGAGACUUAGAAUCGGGAAGGUCGUCGAUCGAGGAGAACGGAUCGCUAGCUGCAAACUCAUAUGGCCAGGUGCUCGAUCAUGACCAGCCUGCCCACGAUUCACCAUAUGAGCCGAUAUCGCAAAAUGCGUACACUCCCCAGAGCUGUUUCAAAGCGUAUCGACUUGUUGACUUCUCUGUCGAUGAUCAGCGCGGGAUCAUGUUAGCUGACGCACUUAACGGCUGUGAACGACUGUCGAAUUGCGAUGAUUUCGUUUUCACCGAAACAACGGCUCAAAAGAUGUCUCUGCGCAUCUUGUUGCCCGGCUAUCCGGAAUAUGACAGACAAGUUAUCGUUAGAAAUUCGAGGACGCCACCAGAGUCUAUCACGGUGGGAAAGCUGGCGCAGAUAGCGGCGAAGGAGUUCAACCGCAUGCUAGAGAAACAGGCUGAGGGGAACUACCACUUAUCGUUCUCCCCCGACGACGUUGUGCUGCUUGGAGUGAACCGUGUGGCGAAAGGCAGCAUUCAGCCUCGAUUCGGAAUCAUCAGGCCUCAGGCCUCUGUCUUUGUCACCAUUCGCAUAUCAGGAACGAUGCCAGCGCAUCCAGGCACGGAUAUGUGA